This is a messenger RNA of Candidula unifasciata, 1326 nucleotides long. Lineage: Eukaryota; Metazoa; Mollusca; Gastropoda; Stylommatophora; Geomitridae. The record is from the annotation of a GenBank genome assembly.
AUGAAAGCAGAGAUAAAUGCGGCAACGGAAUUUCUGUCAAAGAUUUUCCUUGCUCACGACAACAUAAAGAAGGAGAAGGUUGCCGAGUUCAAACAGCGUCUGGCUGCCCUGUUGGAAGAGAGGUUUCGCAAUCACUGGCAUGAGAGCUUCCCGACAAAAGGCCAGGCUUAUCGUUGCAUCCGCAUAAACCCGGAGGAGUGCCUGGACCCUCUCAUUGAGAAAGUGUGCAACGAUGUCGGUGUGAAUGUUAAAGAUUUCAAUUUGCCCUUUGAGUUGACCCUCUGGGUUGAUCCAACAGAGGUUGUUUGCAAGUUUGGUGAUUUAAAGUGCUCUUACCAUACAGUGGCCAAGAAAGAUCAGACAUCUGGCAACUUGAACAGUCAGACGGAACAUUUGGAUAUUGACGAUCUUGUGGAGAAUGCCCGAGAACUCUACCUGAAGAAGCAGACGGUUGUGGUGCAUCCUGUGAACUCCACGGAGGUGCAUGUCCAGAGCCCUUAUGCUGAUGGCUCUCCUAAUAGCUUUACUAUGGCAGUUCGGAUGAGUGGAACUGCGCACUGUAAUAUGUCUGGCUCGCCUCCUCCUGGUUUCGAUGGGUCCCCUCGGGGCAGAAAACCUCCUCAUAUGACGCACAAGAGAGGCGGUGGGUACCAUUAUUAUGGGAAGAGUUCUGGUGGGAAAGGUGGUUUUGUAGCCAAUGGUGUUAGUAAUGGCGCUACCGCGCAUGCGGCGUCGUCUCAUCACGGCUACCCUCACCAUCGCAGUCACAACCAUCACCAUCAUCAGCAACAACACCACCACCUGCAAGGCAGUGGGGGGCACCACAACCCCAGCGUAACCUAUAGCAACGGUUACCUGAAUGGCUACAGUGAUGAGAAUGGAUAUGCGGGCUUUGACCACCGGUCAGUGUCGCCCACAAAGAUCAAUGGCAUGAGUGUCCUUCCUCCCUUGAGCAUAACAGGUGGGCCGGUGCAGAUCUCUCAGAGUCCUCCCACACCUGAGCAACUUCAGCAGCAGCUGCAGCACCCGCCUCCAAUGCCUCCAUCUGUUCCUCCUCACUUGCAGCAGACCUUCAGCCAUCCGCACACUGACAUUAGCACCCUGCCGCCGCCGCCACUUCCUUCUCAGCAUCAGCUGCCGCCGCCACCAGCCACUUCAGCCAGCAUCACCACCACUUCCAACAACAGCAGCAGCAGCAUUAACAACAGUAGUGGUUCUGGCAGUGGCAAGUCUACAGGCCACGGCAGCAGCUCCAAAUUCCAGGGCGUCCGAGGUCAUGCAGGCUCCAGGAGCAAGCAGAGCAGCGGUGUGAAAGAGGUGAAGUGA